Pseudomyrmex gracilis is the source of this 3827-nucleotide messenger RNA. Its product is annotated as ankyrin-1-like. The coding region runs from base 556 to 3699 and encodes 1047 amino acids. Gene Ontology annotation, molecular function: protein binding. The transcript has 16 exons. NCBI's taxonomy places the organism in Eukaryota, Metazoa, Arthropoda, Insecta, Hymenoptera, Formicidae. The record is from RefSeq and is a predicted model, not a curated record.
AACGGAGCGGUUACUCAAAGAACUCGUUCUGCUCCUGAAGUAGUAGUCACGAGUCACGAGUUCGUGUCAUCGCGAACAACGCACGAAAAGUCCUAUAACUUCGCGCGUUUAGGAGUCGAGCCCGCUUGCUCUUGCUCCUUUUUCUAACGCGUUGUUGGUGUUAAAGGAAAACCAAAACUAAAACUUAAACGGAGAAACAACAUAGAAGACAGAUUUGAGAGAAAAACGGAUGCAAAUUGAGCACUACUUUUACCAUGGACUAUAUUGAUCCAAGCUACACGUUAAUACGUGCAGUUCGUGAAGGAAACCUAGAAAGAGCAAGGGAGAUACUUACUUAUUUUGGACUAUCUUAUUCACAAGCAUGGAAAGGAGGAUAUGUUUUACUUUGUGAUGCUAUUGAGAAUAGGCAUACAGAAAUUGUUAAACUACUUUUAACAAACGGUUCUAAAGUUAACAGCAACACUGCCAAAUUUGAUAAUGACGAUCAUGAUACUCCACUUCAUCUUGCUGUUAAAAAUGAUGACAUAGAAAUUGUUAAGAUGCUUCUAGACAGACAUGCUGCCGUUAAUUCUUCAACUAGAUGUAACACCGCUGCGUCUCGCUGUUCACACAGGAUUUGUAGAUGGUGUUAAGAUGUUUAUGGACCAAGGUGUUGAUGUUAAUAUUGAAAAUUGGUAUGGCAGAACUUUGCUCCACGAUGCGAUCGAAUGUGACGAAAUAGAGAUUGCCGAAAUACUUUUAAAUCAUGGAGCUAACGUUGAUGCCCGUGAUAUAGACGCUUUUACACCACUGUUUCUUGCUGUUCAAUACGGACAUGUAGAUGGUGUUACCAUGCUUAUUGACCGAGGUGCUAACGUGAAUGCUGAGACUCCAGAUGGAACAACUCCAAUUCACGAAGCGGCUAAAUAUGCGAAAAUUGAGAUUGCAGAAGUACUUUUAAAUCAUGGAGCUGACGUUAAUGCCUAUGAUAACUACGGUGAUACACCACUGUAUUAUGAUGUUCUAGAAAAACAUGUAAAUAGAGUUAAGAUGCUUAUAGACAGAAGUGCUGACGUCACUGUUGAAACUCGAGAAGGCAAAACUCCGCUCUAUUAUGCUAUUAAAUAUGAGGAAAUGGAAAUUGCGGAGUUACUUUUAAAUCACGGAGCUAACGUUAACGCCAGUAAUAUAUACGGCAUUACACCACUGUAUCAUGCUGCUCGAAGUGGACGUGUAGAUAAUGUUAAGAUGCUUAUUGACAGAGGUGCUAUCGUCACUGCUGAAACUCGAGAUGGCACUACUCCACUUCACGAUGCGAUUGCAUUCGGGACGGAAAGUGCUGAAUUACUUUUACAUCACGGAGCUAAAGUUAAUGCCAGUGAUAAAUUAGGUGAAACACCACUGUAUCGUGCUGUUCGAACUGGAAAUGUAGAUGGUGUUAAGAUACUUAUUAACAGAGGUGCUGACGUCACUGUUGAAAAUCGAAAAGGCAAAACUCCGCUCCAUUAUGCAAUUAAAUAUGAGGAAAUGGAAAUUGCGGAGUUACUUUUAAAUCACGGAGCUAAAGUUAACGCCAGUGAUAUAUACGGUGUUACACCACUACUCCUUGCUGUUAAAAAAGGACAUGAAAAAUUUCUUGCGAUGUUUUUUCCCAGAUGUAAUAAUGUUAGUGCUAAUAUUCGGUAUGGCAAAACUUCGCUUCGUAAUGCUACUGAAUAUAAGGAAUUAGAAAUUGGCGAACUCCUCUUAAAUCAUGGAGCUACUAUUAACGCCAGUAACGAUAACGAUGUUGCAUUACUGUGGUUUGCUGUUCACAGAGGAGAUGUAGAUAUUGUUAAGAUGCUUUUGGACACAGGUGCAAAUGUUAAUGCUGAAACUCGGUACGCCACAACUCCGCUACACGACGCGGUUGAAUAUGAGGAAUUGGAAAUUGCACAGUUACUUUUAAAUUAUGGAGCAAACGUUACUGCCAGUGAUAAGACAGAUGUUACACCACUACAUCUUGCUGUUACAAAAGGACAUAAACAAUUUGUUAGGUUGUUUCUUGAUAGUGGCGCUAACUGUAAUGCUAAAACUCGGGAUGGCACAUCCCCGCUUCACCAUUCGAUUGAAUAUGAGGAAAUGGAGAUUGCAGACUUACUUUUACAUCACGGCGCUAACGUAAAUGCCACCGAUAAUUUAGGUGUUACACCACUACAUUUUGCUGUUACAAAAGGACAUAAACAAUUUGUUAAGAUGCUUAUUGACAGAGGUGCUUACGUCAAUGCUGAAACUCAAGACGGCACAACUCCUCUCCAAUAUGCAAUUAAAUAUGAGAAAAUGGAAAUUGCAGAAUUACUAUUAGAUCACGGAGCUAAUGUUAAUUCCAGUAAUGAGUCAGGUGAUACACCACUGUUUCUCGCUGUUAAAACAGGAUAUGUAGAUGGUGUUAANAUGCUUUUGGUCAGAGGUGCCAAUGUCAAUGCUGAAACUCCGGAUGGCACAACGUUGCUUCACGAUGCAGUUGAAUAUGAGAAAAUGGAGAUAGCGGAAUUACUUUUAACUGAUCAUGGAGCUAACGUUACUGCUAGUAACGAUAAAGGUGUUACACCACUGUGUCUUGCUGUUACAAAAGGACAUAAACAAUUUGUUCAGAUGUUUCUUGACUGUGGUGCUAACGUUAACGCUGAAACUCGAGAUGGCACUACUUUUCUUCAUAAUGCAAUUGAAUAUGAGAAAAUGGAGAUCGCAGAAUUACUUUUAAAUAACGGAGCUAAAGUUAACGCCAGUAACGAUAACGGUGUUACACCACUAUCUGUUGCUAUUAAAAGUGGACAUGUAGAUUGUGUUAAGAUGCUGUUGGACAGAGGUGCCAACGUUAAUGGUGAAACUCGAGAGAGAGAGAGCACAACUCCGCUAAACAAUGCGAUUGUAAAUAAGAAAAUAGAAAUUGCUAAAGUUCUUCUAAAUCGUGGAGCCAAUGUUAAUGCCAGUGAUGAGUCAGGUGUUACACCACUGUAUUUUGCUGUUCAAAGUGGACAUGUAUAUGAGGAAAUGGAGAUUGCCGAGUUACUGUUAAAUUAUGGUGCUCAUGUUAAUGCCAGUGAUAAGUCAGGUGUUACACCACUGUGUCUUGCUGCUGAAAAAGAAAAUGUAGAAGUUGUUGCGAUGUUGUUAGACAGAGGUGCGGACAUUAAUGCUAUAUCAUAUAACGAUUAUUAUGACUUUUCUCGUCGCAUCUAUUAUAAAGAAAUUGCUGAGUUUCUUACACAGCAUAUAGUUAAGAUAAAAGCUGCAAAUUUAUUUGUAAGUGAACAAUUAUUAUCAAUGUGCAGCAUUUAUAAAAUAAGAGAUUUACAGGAUGAAUGUGAAAAAGAAGUAGCAAUCAUGAAGAAUGAGAAAAUUAGUAAUACUACCAUAUCAUUUUACGAUAUCUUGAUAAAAGAUACAAAUCGAGUAGCAAUAUACAUGAGAAAUGAAAAUGUAGUGCAGGUUUUAAGAUCAGACGAGUAUAAAACAAAAUUUCCAAUAUACUCUAGCAUGAUAAAAAAUCAGUUCAGAAAAGGUAUGAAAAAGAAAGAGUUGCUCGAGCAAGGCACUAAAAUUUUCUAUUUUUUCUGUAACUUUCCUGAGCUACCACUUGAGUGUAUUGAACAAAUAUUUAGUUACCUAAGUGAUAAUGACAUAAGAAUUUUAAUAGAUACUUGUAAAUCUGUUAGUGUCAGUAAUCUUAAUAACUGAUAUUAAGAGAGUACUGGAUACCGACUAUGUAAACCGACGUUCUUUAAUCAGAUUCUGUGUCGUAUUUACUGCAUCAAAUUCAAAAUGCUUCUCCAGAAAUAAGUAAAUUGUGCUAAGAAUUGGCUGUU